AUGUCUCGCCAUGACGAUUACCGUUCGUCGACAGGGACCCUAGACUCCCGGGAUCGCUAUGACCGCUAUCGCGGCCCACCCGUGGCCGAACGACCUCGCCACGCCGAGGAGGAGCGCUUCGAGUUCCACCUGCGCGAAGAAGACCGAUAUGGCCCUCCUGCGCGUGCGCCCGGUCGCCGAUACGAUGACGAGCACCUGGUCAAUACAUCCGGACCUCUUGUGACGCAUGACCGCCGCCGACGUGAUGAGAGUCCCUCAUUCGUUCGGCCCCGUUUACUUAGGCGCCAGUCUUCGUUGGAUACCUUUGACCGCAUUCCUCGUCGCAAGAUGGAGGAGGCUCGCGAUCGAGCCCCACGCAUGAGGGGUAUACCUACUACUCCGCCGCCUCCUCGGGCGCCGCCGGGUCGCUAUCGUGAACGUGAAAUUUAUGAGGACAUUCGCAUCGCUGAGCCGGACUACUACGGCGACGAGGAGUAUAGAGACAUGCGUGAUCGAGAGAGUAUGGAUCAUCGUCGUCGUUCAAGCAGUGGUGCAAGGCGCCGGCACCAUGAGGAAAAGCCCUAUCCACGCAAAGGCAAAACUCGCAUCCCACGCAAAUGGGUGCAUAUCCAUGCCAUUCUGGAUCUGGGGUAUCCGUUUAAAGAAGAGGAUGAAACCAUUGUAAUCCAGAAAGCAUUGUCGAAAGAUCAGAUCGACGAAGUGAUCAGCCUGAGUCGAGAAUUCCGGCGACCAGCCCAAAAGGAAUCCGAAUACCUCCGUAUACCGGGGUCUCCCGUUCGAGAACUCCCGCGCGAGCGAGUCACCACCGAGCGUUUGGUCGUUGAUUCACAUUCCCACCACUCGCCUCGCUCGAGCCACGAUGCCUUUAUUGUGGAGGCAUCACCUUCCCGCAGUUCAGAAUACGAGUAUGAAGAGGUUAUCGAGAGACCAAGAAGGCAUACCGUCUCCCGGCCAAGGUCGGUGUCCGUGCAUGGACACCGUCAUUCAUCAUCUCCUAUCCGAUUUAUUGAGCCUCGAGAGUAUGUCGAGGAACGCGUUGGGACGAGCGGCCAUUCUGGGUCCAUGGUUCUAGUACGCCCUCGCCACAGCGACCACGAUGUCAGCGAUUACAUUCGAGACCUGGAAGAGGAAACCAAGCUCUUGCGAUUGGAGCGACAGGGAGGCAUUGAGAUCAUUCGACAAAACGAGAUGGAUAUCACCGACGACCGGGGCAACGAGGAAGAGGUGACUGAGAUUCGCCGCUCGGAGCGCAGAGAACCAAGUUCGAGGGUGAUGCGGGCCAUGAUGGCCACUUUGACUUAA
Penicillium cinerascens is the source of this 1302-nucleotide messenger RNA. RefSeq lists its product as uncharacterized. The record is from RefSeq and is a predicted model, not a curated record. Lineage: Eukaryota; Fungi; Ascomycota; Eurotiomycetes; Eurotiales; Aspergillaceae. The transcript is spliced from 4 exons. Bases 1 to 1302 code for a protein of 433 amino acids.